Molecule: messenger RNA, 4534 nt
Organism: Salvelinus fontinalis (brook trout)
Lineage: Eukaryota; Metazoa; Chordata; Actinopteri; Salmoniformes; Salmonidae
Product: acid-sensing ion channel 1-like
Biological process (GO): sodium ion transmembrane transport
Cellular component (GO): membrane
Source: RefSeq, a predicted model, not a curated record
ACUGCAUGCCACAGUUCACAUCUCUCAGUGUGGCGCAGGACUUGUCCUCUCGCUUGCACUCUGCUCUCACUGCCUCGCUGCGAGUGCUAGACAAAUAUGCAUGAAGAAAAAAAAAACGCUCACGAGUCACGACCGACCAAUGCAACAGCGAAUCCCUCAGUCCCACAGAACAUCCCCUCGGACCUCUCCCCUGCGGAUAUAACCGCGGUUCUGCCAAAAGACAGACACAAAGGAACGACGGAUAUGAAUUCGUUUUCAACAGGGAGCUGAAGCUGGACAGCCAACACGAUGAGCCCUGUCUCACUCACUCCUCUUCAUGCCUCCAUGACGUGCGUUUCUCCUUUUUUUUCAGUCAACAAUUAAUCUGAGACAAACGCUCGAUGACCGAACGUGGUCCAUAUUUUUCACAGCUGUAAUUGCUUUACGCGUUUUGAGAUCGGCUACCUGGACUUGACAAGACAGCACAUAAGCAGUGUUUCCGAACACCGUCCAAUGAUCAAUACUUUUCUUGCGGAAAAGAGAAGCAUCUUGGUGACUCAUAGGCUACUCUUAAAUUAUUUGCUUUAUGUUGACUCUUACUGAGAAUUCAUGCGCGCCUGACUUCAAUGUGGGAAUCCUGCGUUUUUUUGCAUUCCGCCUUUUGGAUGGUGAUAACCACGCGACAGCAAAUCCCGCGCUGGUUUCCCGCACGUUCGGGCAGUUAGUCGUUAAAUAGCUAUUACUUGCUAAUGCCGGGUGUAUCGGAGAUGCCACAGGUGCAUGGUAUGGAUUUUAUAUGAAGCAGAUGCUCAAAGAUCACAUAUUAUUAAGUGUACGAAUAUGAAUGAGUACAUGAUUCUGUUGCGUGUGUUUUUUUAUCAGCUUGGAUAGAUAGUUGAAUACGGUUGUGAGGCGAAGUAAUUUAUCUGCCUUCUGAACUGCAAACAACUUCAAUGUCCCUCCGCAUUCUGUAUAGCUAUUAACCCAGACUGUAACACAAUGGACCUCAAAGUAGAAUCUGAAGAAAUGGACUGCACAAAGCCACCCGCUAUUGAGGUUUUUGCUCACAACUCAACGCUGCACGGAAUUUCGCACAUCUUCACCUAUGAGCGAGCCUGCAUCAAGCGCUGUCUAUGGGUCGUGUUCUUCCUGGGCUCCUUGACUUUAUUACUGUUUGUGUGCGUGGACCGAAUACACUUCUACCUGGAGUACCCGCACGUCACCAAACUGGACGAGAUCUCGACCCCGAUGAUGGUGUUCCCUGCUGUCACGUUCUGCAACCUAAACUUUUUCCGCUUCAGUCACGUGACGCGAAAUGACCUGUACCACGCAGGGGAGCUGCUCGCGCUGCUCAACCAGAGGACAUGACAUCAAGGACAUGUUGCUGGCGUGUCAAUUCCGGGGGGCCGAGUGCAGAGCCGAGGACUUCCAAGUGGUGUUUACUCGCUAUGGGAAGUGUUACACGUUCAAUGCGGGGGUUGAGGGCCGCACCCCUCUCAUAACUACCAAGGGAGGGAUGGGUAACGGGCUGGAGCUCAUGCUGGACAUUCAGCAGGAUGAGUACCUCCCUGUGUGGGGAGAGACAGAUGAGACCACAUUUGAGGCUGGGAUCAAAGUUCAGAUCCACAGUCAGGAGGAGCCUUCCUUCAUCGACCAGCUGGGCUUCGGGGUGGCACCUGGGUUCCAGACCUUUGUUUCCUGCCAGGAACAACGGCUGAUAUAUUUGCCCCCCCCCUGGGGGGACUGUAAGGUGACACGGAUAGACUCAGAAUUCUUUGAGUCCUACAGCAUCACCGCCUGCCGUAUCGACUGUGAGACGCGCUACCUGGUAGAGAACUGUAACUGUCGCAUGGUACAUAUGCCUGGAGAUGCCCCAUACUGCACCCCUGAGCUGUACAAAGAGUGUGCUGAUCCAGCUCUUGACUUCCUGGUGGAGAGAGACAACGAUUUUUGUGUGUGUGAGACACCGUGCAACAUGACCAGAUACAGCAAAGAGCUGUCCUUCGUCAAGAUCCCCAGCAAGGCCUCUGCCAAGUAUCUGGCCAAGAAAUACAACAAGUCAGAGCAAUACAUAGCUGACAAUAUCCUGGUUCUGGACAUCUUCUUUGAGGCUCUAAACUAUGAGAUGAUCGAACAGAAGAAAGCCUAUGAAGUAGCAGGACUUUUAGGUGAUAUUGGUGGUCAGAUGGGUCUUUUCAUUGGAGCCAGUCUCCUUACUAUUCUGGAGCUGUUUGACUACAUCUAUGAGGUGAUAAAGUACAAGCUCUGUCGAAGCUCAGAUAAGAAACACAAGCACAGCAACAACGACCAGGGAGCUGUUCUGAGCCUGGACGAUGUGAAAUGUCACUCUCUCCGUGACAAUUCUCAUCCACCACCUCCAUACUCUGCCAAUAUGCUACCUUAUCACACAGAGCGGAGCAACUCAGAGGACUUCACCUGCUGAGCCAAUUAGAACACAAGAUAGUAAGGAAGUGGAGCAUUUCAGUUUCAUUCAAAAGUAGACAGAAGUCAGAGUAUAAAGCUUAUUUGUACAGAAUCUUGAUGAUGGGUAAAACGUAACACUUCAAUAGCACUUAGAUCUCCACUGGUGCAAGAUUAGUGAUAGCCACGUAUAGCUUGCUUGAUGAUAAUUACUGCAGCCCACAACGUCAUGAAACUGGCUAUUUCAUCCCAUGUAUACUGAGCAAAAACAUAAACACAACAUGCAACAAUUUCAACAGUUUUACUGAGUUACAGUUCAUAUAAGGAAAUCAGUCAACUGAAAUAAAUUCAUUAGGACUAAUCUACAAAUUUAACAUGACUGGGCAGGGGAGCAGCCUUGGGUGGGCCUGGGAGGGCAUAGGCCACCCACUUGGGAGCCAGACCCAGCCAAUCAGAAUACAGAACUACUCCUCAGUUUCAUCAGCUGUCUGGGUGGCUGGUGUCAGAUCAUCCUGCAGGUGAAGAAGCCUCUAUGGGAAGGUCCUGGGCUGGCGUGGUUGCACGUUGUCUGUGGUUGUGAGGCCGGUUGGUCGUACUGGCAAAUUCUCAAAAACAAUGUUGGAGGCAGUUUAUGGUUGAGAAAUGAACAUUCAGUCCUCUCGCAACAGCUCUGGUGGUCUUUCCUGCAAUCAGCAUGCCAAUUGCAUGCUCCCUCAAAACUUGAGACAUCUGUGGCAUUGUGUUAUGUGACAAAACUGCACAUUUUAGUGGCCAUUUAUCGUCCGCAGCACAAGGUGCACCUCUGUAAUAAUCAUGCUUGUUUAAUCUGCUUCUUGAUAUGCCACACCUGUCAGGUGGAUGGAUUAUAUUGGCAAAUAAGAAAUGCUCACUAAAAAGAAUGUAAACAAAUUGUGCACAAAAUUCGAGAGAAGUACGCAUUUUGUGCAUAUGGAACAUUUCUGGGAUUUUUAUUUCAGCUCAUGAAACAUGGGACCAACACUUUACAUGUUGCGUUAUAUUUUUGUUCAGUACAAAAUACAAUUGUUCUUGUGUCUUCUGAGAAUGUAAUUUUACUCGGGCUACAUGUAGAUAUAGAGACCAGGACUAAGGGAUUUUGGCUUUGGGUGUGUGAUGGUGGGAAAUGUCCUCUGAUCAACUUGUAGAUAUUGGUUGAAUGUGUGAUGAGAUCUUCAGGGCUCACCACUGGGUUGCAUGUAUGUCAUCAUAAACUGUGUGUUUUCUGUAAGCAGUAUAUUGGCAUGUUUGUCCAUGUUACAUCUGUUGUCUGUUUAUGUGUAUGGUUGUGUGUGUGUGUGGGUGGGUGGGGGGAGCAUGCUUUAUUUGAGUGUGUCUGUUUGUGUUUUGAAUGUACGUGUGUGUGAUACUUCAAAAGUAAUACACUUUCUCAAGUUGAUGAAUAACAGUCAUGAAAUUGGCCCGUUUUCUAAUUUACUCCCUCUGUCCAAUUGGUCAAGUUGACACAAUUCAAUGAAGUUGCAUUUUCAUAAUGUAUUAUAGUGUAAAAACCAAUACAUUUUUUAAUUGAAAAGAUUGUUCACCAUUUUCUAAGAAAUAAAAGUCCAAAUGGUGCUUUCUUGUUAAUAGUUUUAGAGCUAAAUGAAUAGAUUAGAUGGACUAGAUAGAACUAUGAUGACAGAUAUCAAACCACCUCUUUGACAAUGGUAAUAUUGCCUGAUUCCCCAAUGUUAAACAAUUGGACCACUGUUACUACAAUAUAUUUUAGGAUGAACCAUUGUAGGUAGUUAGGAACACCUACAAAUGAUGAAGCCAAUCUCUUAUCACUCAUGCCUCAUAUAACCAUGCUAGAUGUCUUUCUCAUAGGAAAAGGGGAGUUAUAUGAUAGUGUGUAACUGUGUAGUGUUAUUCUCAAGCACAACAGUAUCAUCAACAUAUAAAUUGAAUGUAAAUAAAAUGCUGUAAGUAAGGAAUAUGGAUAAUGUUUCUGAUCGUGAUUACAGAGUCUUGCCUAUUGUUGUUGAUGUAAUUAAUGUAGCUACAGUAUGUGUAUGUGAUCUUACCUUUGUUUUUCUAUUAAUACUAUGCCUACCAGUUUACAUGUUUUCAAAUGUUUUAUUUGUCUCCAAAGCAACAAUAAAGUAUAAUGACAUUUCAA